This is a messenger RNA of Microplitis demolitor, 5870 nucleotides long. RefSeq names its product glutamate receptor ionotropic, kainate 2. Lineage: Eukaryota; Metazoa; Arthropoda; Insecta; Hymenoptera; Braconidae. Gene Ontology annotation, molecular function: transmitter-gated monoatomic ion channel activity involved in regulation of postsynaptic membrane potential; glutamate-gated receptor activity. Gene Ontology annotation, biological process: modulation of chemical synaptic transmission; synaptic transmission, glutamatergic. The transcript has 14 exons. The coding region runs from base 233 to 2929 and encodes 898 amino acids. Gene Ontology annotation, cellular component: postsynaptic membrane; plasma membrane. The record is from RefSeq and is a predicted model, not a curated record.
UUAAAGAGUGCGGAUAAUCAGGCAUGCGCUUACGAAAACUCGCGUUGUGAAUACGUUUGAGCUUACAAGUUUUUUUGAUUUACUUAAAGUUACAGCAACUGAGAAAAUAAUAUUUUGUAGUUUAGGAAAAUUCAAAUAGAAGUAAAAGCAAAAAGUUAUUUCCUUUUUUUUUUUUUUAAUUUAUUUUUCAUACUUUUUUAACUUGCAUAUGAUUUAAUCUGGAAAAUAAAAAAUGUAUAAAACUGUACUUAUAUGUUUCGCCAUCAUGGUAUCAAGUAUUUCAGCUUUUUCAAAAGUAAUAAUACUGGGAGGCCUAUUUCCUGAGAAUGAUCUUACUCAGAAGGCAUUCAUAGAGUCGAUAAACGCAAUAAAUCAAAUGAGAAUUGAAACUGAAGAAUUUUCGGAUACUUUUUUCAAACCUGAAGUGAUCACAAUCACUGAUGAUGUAUUUGAAGUAUCUGAAGGAGUUUGUACGCUCGUUGGUCAAGGAAUUGCGGCCCUGUUUGGCCCCCAUGAUAAGGUAUCAUCGACUCACGUUCAAAGUAUGUGUGACACUAUGGAUUUGCCAAACAUUGUCGCGCGAUGGGAUUCAGAUCUUGUUCGCAUGAAGGCUAUCAAUUUUUAUCCACAUUCCGAAACACUUUCACUGAUUUACCUGUAUAUGGUAACGGAGUUCAAAUGGGAAAAAUUUACAAUAUUGUAUGACAGUACAGAAGGGCUUAUUCGUAUGAGUAAUUUAUUGCAAAGAUGGGAUACAAAAGGUUUUCCAGUGACCUUGCGUUAUUUGGGCGAGGGACCCAACUAUCGGCCUAUUUUAAAAAGAGUCAAAAAUUCAUACGAAGAGAACAUUAUUAUCGACUGCUCUUACGAUAUCCUCGAAGAAGUUUUACAGCAGUCCCAACAAGUUGGAAUUCUGUCUGAUCGCCACAAAAUAAUUAUAACGUCAUUGGACCUGCAGACAUUAGAUCUGGAUCCCUACAGUCACUCAGGCGCUAAUAUAACCGGAAUACGUCUUCUUGAUCCAGAGGAUCCCGAUUCAUUGUCAAUAUUUAACGACUAUUUGGGUAAAAUGGAACUCGAGGACUUGUCGAAAAUGAGAACAGAUUGGGCAUUGAUGUUCGACGCAAUUCAGUUGUUUUCCCGGGCAUUUAAGCAGCUCGAAGAAGCCGUCGAAGGUGACGUAAAAGCGUUAGCUUGUGAUGCUAUCGACAACUGGGAACAUGGAGCUUCACUGAGCAAUUUUAUUCGCUCUACUGAAAUGAAAGGACUAACAGGUCUUAUUAAAUUCCAUACCAAUGGAUUCCGCAGUGAUUUUAAGCUUAACAUUGUGAGACUCACUCCAGAUGGUUUGAAAACAAUUGGAAAUUGGAAUAGUACGAAUAGUGUAGAGUGGAUUUCAGAACCACCACCGGUAUUAGCUGAAGGCGAACUAGACUUAGCUAAUCAAACCUUUACUGUUGUGAUAUCGUUGCUCGCUCCCUUCAACAUGUUGACUGAAUCAACGACUACUAAAACGGGUAAUGAUCGUUAUGAAGGAUUUGCAAUAGACAUAAUACACGAAUUGAGUAAAAUACUGCACUUCAAUUAUACGUUUGUUGAACAAGUUGACAAAGUUACUGGUUCUCCUAACCCGAAAACGGGCAAAUGGUCCGGAAUGCUUGGAAAAAUUAUCGAUGGGGAAGCAGAUCUCGCUAUCACAGAUUUGACAAUAACUUCAGAUCGGGAAAAAGUCGUUGACUUCACGAUGCCUUUUAUGCAUUUAGGAAUAAGUAUUUUGUACAAAAAACCGGGAACAGCAGCACCAAGUUUAUUUUCAUUUCUAUCGCCGUUAUCAGGAGCAGUAUGGCUUUGUUUACUCGGAGCGCUGUUCGUUACAUCAUUAUUACUUCUUAUAAUUGGACGGAUAAGCCCCGCGGAGUGGAAUAAUCCGUAUCCAUGCAUUGAAAAUCCAGUAGAGCUAUCAAAUCAGUUUACGUUCUCGAACUGUCUUUGGUUCACUAUUGGAAGUAUUAUGCAGCAAGGAUCGGAAAUCGCUCCAAUUGGAGUAUCAACGCGAAUACUUGCAACUGCCUGGUGGUUCUUCUGCAUGUUAAUGACAACGUCAUAUACGGCUAAUUUAGCGGCCUUUCUCACGAUUGAAACCAUCGUGAGACCCAUUAAAUCUGCCGAAGACCUUGCUAAUUUGAAUGGCAAAAUUCCAUACGGCGCAAAACGUGACGGCGCGACCUUUAAAUUUUUUCAAAAUUUGGUUCAUCUAAAGGGUUCCAAUUAUUCGACGUACGUAAAGAUGUAUCAGUACAUGAAAGACCAUCCUGAAGUUAUGACAGUGGACAACGACGAAGGUAGAAUACGUGCUUCAAAUGAGGACUAUGCUUUUCUGAUGGAGUCGAGUAUGAUUGACUAUGUUGCCCAGAGGGACUGCAAUUUGACGCAAAUUGGCGGGCAACUAGACAACAAGGGCUACGGAAUAGCAAUGAGAAAAAAUUUUCCUUACAGAAAUAAAUUGAAUACAGCCGUACUACAAAUGCAAGAAAGUGGAAUCCUGUCGGAAUUGAAAAAAAAAUGGUGGAACGAAAAACGCGGCGGUGGUUCAUGUUCUUCCGAAUCAGCGGGAAGCGCAGUCAAAGAACUAACUCUAGACAACGUGGGAGGUGUGUUUUUGGUGUUGGUCGUAGGUGUUUCAUUGACGCUGGUAAUGUCGGCGUUAGAAAUGAUUACAGACGUAUUUUCUUUUUCUCGCAAGCAAAAAGUGUCUUUCAGACAGGAGCUCAAGAAAGAACUUAAGUUUCUCAUUAAGUGUCGCGGUAACGUAAAACCAGCAAGACACGCUCGAAGAACCUCAUCCCAGUCAGACAGUACACGAGAUACCUCUCCGCCUUAUGGUUUCGUGCCCACAGUAAUAACUACCACUCACCCCGAAGAGCCAUAAUCUGCCCACACACUUCUUGAAACUCUCCUAACAAACGAAAAAUAAAUAAAUAUCGACAGUAUUAAAAAAUAAUUAAGUCAACUGAAAAUAAGGUUGGAAAAUCCAAACGUGCACACCUCAUGUCACACUAGUGCUGCUGCGCCAGUAGUUGGUAGAAAAAAAAAAAAAAAUGGCAGCUGAAUUUUUUAUUAACUACCGGCUUUAAGAUUUUUUAUUAAUUAAAAUUAAACUAAAAGAAUUUAGAUAAUGAUUUUCAAUAAGGUUCUUACGUCAAAAAAUACAAAGCUAAUAAAAAAAAGUUAUGCCGAUUUUUUAAAUUUUUCGAGAAUUAUCGUGCAGGACAAUUGACUACCGGUUUCUUGGAUAAAAAUAAUUUAUUUUAAAUCAACCGAAAAAUAACUAGUCGAUUAAAUACCAGCCCGAAAUUAUUUCCCAACCCUCUAAAAAUGAAUUAGUGAAAUUCACUGCGAAUUAGUGGAUAGUCACUAUUUUUACAGAUAUAAGUAUACUUAUAUAUAGCACUAAUUCAACCAGUGGUACACUUAUAGCUGGUUCCCAGUGAAUAUUCACUAAUUCGAAGUGAAUUUCACUGAUUCCUUUUUAGAAAGAAUAAAUUGUCUUUGCACUAUUAUACAAUUCAACCGAUUUUAGUGGAACCAAAAAGAUGUAGAGAAAGAAUAAUUCCGAUCGUAAGGCGCAGGCUUGAGGUGUGCACUAAAAAAAUAUAAAAGUCUUAGGAUUUUAAAUAAAUGAUUAUGUAUCCAGCGGCUGAAAAUAAAUAAAUGAAAUGAAGAUUAAUAAAAAAAUAAAGUGAAAUAUACAUGUACAUCAAGAUGCCUGGGACUGACAUACGUGCUAUCUGGAGAAAUCAAAGUGAUGCGCCUUUUACCUUUAACAGACAUACAAUCGCCGCAACUAUUCUCUCUCUCUUGGGCUGUACCGCGAGGUAUUGAGAAUUGAGAGCACAGUAUGCAGUGUGCGCUCGUCUCUGUACCACUGUCUUUUUACUCCACAUCCACUACUUAUUCUCAGUCUCAGUCUCAGGACUGGAUCAGAUGCUGGACUUGGCCGAGAUAUUUUUCAAACGGAUCACGGAGCACAGCGGCGCCUACGCACGGCGUGCAUAAAAUCCCCCCCAAGGCAAACGAUACGAAUCGGUUUGCGUCCAAACUGUCCUUGUCUUGUCUUAUAUGCGACCGUCGACAGAUACGCGAUUCUGUACACUGUGCUACAUACUCUUCACAAACUUAUUCUGCUACUUGCGUAUGUAUGCACUCGGAGAUUUUUAUUUUCCUGUGGACACGCGACGAGAUUUAUCUCCCUAUCUAUAUAUACCUUUUAUAAAUAAUAUACAAGUAUUGGCUGGUUAUUAAAGAAUUUAUCGUCGAUUAAAAAAAUAUUUUUUAAUUUAAAACUAAUAAAUUUUAUUAAUUUACAUUUUUAAAGUCUUGUAAGGUACACGCGAGGGCUCGAUAAUUAUUUUAAAAUUUUUACUGCUGAUAGAGGAUCCUUGGAUAAUGAAGCAAUGAGAAUCGGCACAUACUUUUAUACAUAGACGAGUGAUAUGAGCCAGUGAGAGGGAGAGAGAGAGAGUGUGAAUAACAAUUUUAGUUACAGCGUGACCAUCCAUGGAUAAAGUGAUUUCAGGCGUCGUAAGAUUAGCGAGGUGAAUUCACGCAAUGCAAUGCGUGAAGGAGUAUAUAAUAGUAGUAGUUUACGGUGCAGGUUGAGCUGAGGUGAGCUGAAGAUGUAUAGCAGUGGAAGCUGUUGGUGAAGUUGAGCCAGGGGUGAAGUUGAGGUAGAGGAGUUGAGCUGUAGAGGAUUGUGGAGGUUAAAUUUUUAAUGCCAGCGAGGAGAUGUUAUGGUGUAAGCCGAUGGAGGAGGAGAAGGAAGAGAUCGAGUAAGCGCGAAAGAAAAUUUUCUUUGAGAGACGCGCGUCAGGCCGACGAGGUGUACACUUAUCGCUGAGCCGCAGAGACGCCAAACUACUAUUAUUAAAGUACGAUAAAGUUAUGUUCUAUAUAUGCUGGUAAUCUAACAACAAAUCUAUCUAUAUAUAUAUAUAUAUAUAUAUAUAUAUAUAUGUAUAUAUGUACAUGUAUGUAUGGUGUUAAAGAGAAAACAGAACCGUAUGUAAUGUAACAGAUUUUACUACAAAGUUAUAAAAGAUAAAAAAUUACGAACGUGGAAUAAUCCAAGCAAUUUCUUCAACUAAUUCGUAAUAUAUAUGAAUGUAUAUGAUGAUAUAACAGAACAAAAACCAGGAAAUCUAUUUGAGUGUUUUUAAAUUUAUAAAUAAAUGAGAAAAUUGAAGGAGCAUCAAGAUUUUAUUUUAUAAAAUACAAAAGCAAGCCAAGUUUAAGUUUUAUUUUUAAUAAAUGAAAAACAGAUAUUAAGAUAUGAAAAGUCACAUUGUUUUAAAUUUGACUUAAAUUUAACGUGACUUGAAUUUGACUUAAUUGACUUUAAAUUUUAAGUUAAAAAAGUCAUAUUGAAAUUUAAAAAAGUAAAUGUAGACAAAAUCAAGUUAAUUAAGUCAAAUAAGUCAAUGAGGUCAAAAUCAAGUUAUUUUUUUUUAAUCUGGGAUGUAAAAAAAAAUAUUUUAAGUCUUUGGGUUUUCAUCUUUGAUUUAAAAAUUUUAUAACAUCGAGAAAAAUUGUUGUAUUUUUUAUGUAAUACACUGUCAAAAGCAGGAGUUAAUUCGGAGUAAUUACGAAUUUUAUUUAAAUCCGAAUUCACUCUGUCACUCAGAGUUUCGGAGUUUUAGAAAAAAUCACUCCGCUUACGAAGUGAUCCCACUAUUUUUUUACAGUCUAAUAAAAUUUGAUACUUGCUUUUGUUUAUUGAGAUUUUUUAAAAAAUUUUCUAAUGUUAAAUGUUUGUAAAAUAAUUUAUAAUGUGAACUGACACUUAUAAAAAAAUUUGUGUGCUCCAAUUUAAA